UACAAGACUGUCUUUCCCUUUCUUGUGUACAGGGGAAGUGAGAUUAGUUGAUGGUAACAGCCCCUGUGCUGGUCGAGUAGAGGUGUAUCAUAAAGGUCAGUGGGGAACAGUCUGUGAUGAUGGCUGGGACCUAAAUGAUGCUAAAGUGGUUUGUAAAGAACUGGGCUGUGAUAAAGCAUUACGUGCUGCUGGCCUUGCUCGCUUUGGACGGGGAUCAGGACCAAUCUGGAUGGGUGCAGUUAAUUGUACAGGAUCAGAGUCAAGACUGAAGGAUUGUAAAUCAAGGAGGAGGGGUGUAAGUAACUGUAAACACGAUGAAGAUGCUGGAGUUGUCUGUUUGGGUAAGUUGGCUGGUAAAAACAAAGCCGAAAACUUUUAUUAUUCAUUCAACUCAUUAUUAAUAAAAUUCUUGUAUUUUGGUGUUUAUUCAUGAAAAUGUUAACAUGCAGGUCGCCUUCCCAGACUCAUAAAUGGACCUCAUCUGUGUGCUGGGAGAUUAGAGAUACAAAACAUAAAGACGUGGAUGUCAGUGUGUGAUGUUGGCUUUGACCAGCAGGAUGCAGAGGUUGUGUGUAGAGAGCUGGACUGUGGGGUUCCUGUACAGGUGCUGAGAGCUGCUGCUUUUGGUAAAGUAGAAUCUCAGAUGUGGACACAAGAGAUUCACUGCAGAGGAAAUGAGUCUCACCUGGUUUUCUGUCCUGCGUUCAAGUCUUCACACUGUACCCUUGAAAAUGCUGUAGGAGUAAUAUGCUCUGGUUAAGUAACAUUUGACUGCUCUUUACAUAAAUAUACAUAUAGUUAGAUACAUAUAAACUGAUUAAUUCUCCUAAAGUGACCAUAAACUGUUUCAAUAACCUCCACACAGGUUACACUGAUCUCCGACUGGUAAAUGGUUCAGACUCUUGUUCUGGAAGAGUGGAGCUUCAGUAUCUCAGAAAAUGGGGCACAGUAUGUGAUGCAUGCUGGGAUAUGAGAGCUGCCAAUGUCCUCUGUAAACAGCUGAAUUGUGGGAUUCCUGUGUCCGUUGUGGGAUCAGACUGGUUUGGAGAGGGAAGUGGUGAAAUCUGGGCUGAUGUGUUUGAUUGUGACGGGAAUGAAACAAAACUCUCAGAAUGUUCAAUCUCUUCAUGGAGUCGAGCUGAACGCUCUCAUAGACGAGAUGUUGGAGUCAUCUGCUCUAGUGCGGACAUUUUAUUAGAAUACAUUAAUAAAUUACUUGUAUUAAUAUCUUAAUAAACUGCCACAUGUUUUUCUUCAGACUCGUCUUUGCCUCUUCAUGAGGGUUUGGUGCGGUUGUCUGGAGAGAGUCAGUGUGAGGGGCAGGUGGAAGUUUUGAUCCAGCAGGUCUGGAGGAAGGUUUUGCUGGACUCCUGGAGUCUCACUGAAUCCUCUGUGGUCUGCAGACAGCUGGGCUGUGGCUCUGUGCUCAACUUCUCGGGCUCCUCUUCAUCCAGUCCUGAACACAGUCAUGAGUGUGUGAUGGGCUUCCAGUGCUCUGGGAGUGAAGCUCAUCUGGGGAACUGCAGCUCUCCACAAACUCUCAACUGCAGCUCCACACAACAGCUGUCAAUCACCUGCCUUGGCCGCGGGUCCAUCAGGCUGGUGGGUUCUGGGGGAGACUGUGCAGGGAGGCUGGAGGUUUUUCACAACGGCUCAUGGGGGACAGUGUGUGACGACUCCUGGGAUAUUAAAGAUGCCCAUGUAGUGUGCAGACAGCUGCAGUGUGGAGUGGCCCUCAGUAACCAGCAGGUACCAGCCUGGUUUGGUCCUGGUUCUGGACAUAUUUGGCUGGAUGAGGUGGAGUGUGAGGGGAAUGAGACGUCCCUGUGGAGCUGCUCUUCUCCAGGCUGGGGAAAACAUGACUGUCUACACGAGGAGGAUGUAGGAGUCAUCUGCUCUGAAUUUACAGAGAUCAGGUUAACUGACGGCUGUGAAGGGAAUGUGGAGGUUUUCUACAAUGGAUCCUGGGGAAAUGUGUGCUUAAAUCAGAUGGACAGAGACACAGCGAGUCUGAUCUGUCAGGAGCUGAACUGUGGAAGAUCUGGCAGUGAACCCAGUCAUUCAGUGAGCCUGAGAUCUGCUCCUAAAUGGUUGGAUCAUCUUAAAUGCAGAAAACAUGACAAAACAUUGUAUCAUUGUCCAUCUUUACCCUGGGGUAAGAACCACUGCUAUAUAGAUGAGGUGGCCAAAAUCACUUGCUCUGAAAAAGAGACUGAUGAGUCACCAAAGAGUCAUCUGACAUGUUCAGCAUUUCCUCACCACAAACAGUGUUCAGCACAUGUUCCUCUCAGACUGCGUGGAGGGGACGGCCGGUGCUCUGGGAGGCUGGAGGUGUAUCAUAACGCUGUGUGGGGCUCAGUCUGUGAUAAUCUCUGGGACAUCAGUGAUGCUCAGGUGGUCUGCAGGCAGCUGGGUUGUGGAGCAGCACUAAGGGCUGAUGGGAAUUCAACCUUUGGUGCUGGUAAAGGUGUUGUGUGGCUGAACGGAGUCCAUUGCAGAGGGAAUGAGCUUCACCUGUGGGACUGUCCUUUCUCCCUGAAGAAGCACAAUGAUUGCUCCCAUGAAAAGCAUGCUGGACUCACCUGUGCAGACUUGUCAGGUUUGUCAGUGUCCACUACUCUUUCCACAUCAGCAUCAUCUUCUGCUGCAGUUUCUCAGACAGUGAGCUCAACAUCAGUCUCUCCUCCACAAACUGGUCCAGAAACUCUCCCAGUCCCCCCAGUUCUGGUGAUUGUACUGGGAGUUGUGCUCUUACUGCUCUUAGUGCCGCUGCUUAUACUGAUUCAGCAGAACAGAGUGAUGAGGAGAGCUCUCUCUAAGAGGAGACACAAAACCACCACUGAGGCCGUUUAUGAGGAGAUUCAGCACAAACACUUCACUCAGGGGGACAAACUGGACCAAGAUGCUUCUAAAGAGUGCCUCAGUGAUGUACACAAAUAUGUCAUGAAUCAGAGUUAUGAUGACGUCACAACCCUGCACGAAGAAGUGACACUGAAGAAUUAUGAUGAAGUCUUCUCUUGUGAACAAAAUGAUGGAGCUGUGAUCAGUGAGUCUGGGGGUGUUCCAGUCAGGAAAUAUUAUGUUCACUUCCGGUAACCAAUGUAGUAAAAAACAUAUGAUUGUUCAUCUACUUACUUGUUAUCAUUUGCUUUUAGUUAAAGUAGUCACCAACCGUCUACACAUUCUGAGAAUAUUUCAGAAUUUACUGAGACUAAUUUUGUUUAUUACAGAGUUUAGGAAGGGAAGCCAGAUGAAAAGAAGAAUAAUGAGUAAACUCCCUACAAUAACUGUUUGAGCUGUUUUUUUUUUUAC
Molecule: messenger RNA, 3312 nt
Organism: Danio rerio (zebrafish)
Lineage: Eukaryota; Metazoa; Chordata; Actinopteri; Cypriniformes; Danionidae
Source: RefSeq, a predicted model, not a curated record